AUGAACAAUCUUAUCGUUCUUGCUGGAAGAGAGUUCGGACUCGAGCAUGCCCUUGAUGGAGCAGAGGUUACCAGCGCUGCUCUCGACACAGCCAACUCGUUGCUCUUCUGCACCACCGACGAUGACCGUCUCCUCGGCAUCUCACUCAAGGGUGGAGAUCCGAUGCAUGAGGCACCUGUGGAGGACGUUCAGAACAUCGCUGUCCUUCCCGAGGUGGAGGGUGUUCUCCUCGUAGACAAGCAUGGCGCUCUGUCGGUAUACCACCUGGACUCAUGCAGCUUCGAACGGGUCGGGGACAUGGCGGGAGGGCUGUUGAGCACUUCGAGCAGCCCCGAUGGGGAGAUCGUCCUGUGCCUGACAGCCUCGUACACACUCAUCGCUCUGAACAUGCAGUGGGGCAUCGUUUUCGAGAAGCAGCUCGAGCAGCUCAAGAUCGAGGGAGUCGCUAGAGCCUCGGUCUCCUGGAGCGCAGACGGUAUGAAGUUCGUGCUCCUGCUGCAGACGGAAGACUUGUCUUCGUCCUACGUCUUGGUUCUUGAUAGACAGGGGAACAUCGAGGCAGAGAGUGAGGUGAUGCAGGACAUGGACGACUGUGUUGCCUUCAAGACCGACGGCUCUCUUAUCGCCGCAUGUCAGCGGAGAAGCGGAGGGAAGCAAAUCAUUUUCUUCGAGCCCAACGCCCUCAGGCACUACGAAUUCUCCCUGCUGAAGGAGGACGGGCAGAGGCGGGUGGAGAGUCUGUGCUGGAACUCAGAUGGAAGUUUGUUGGCGGUAGCGCUGCGAGGGGAGGAAGGAGGUGGUUGUGGCAAGGUACAGUUGUGGCAUCGUUCGAACUAUCAUUGGUACUUGAAGCAAGAGUUUUUGCCCUGCACCAAGUCAAGCACUUGUUGUCGUCCUUGGAUGUUGUGGAGUGACGAUGACCCGAAUGUUGUUGUCGUCGGUUUUGAUCACCAGGAUUCCAACGUUUACACCCUUGACUGGAGGUUCGACCUGAGCCCCUCUGACAGCAUGAUGUUGAGCGGGUCGGCAGACACGUCUGCUAUAGAUCUCAAGACAAUCGCGAUGAUUGACGGCAAGAAAUUACUCCUCACUCCCCUCGGCAAGAUGCUGGUUCCUCCCCCCAUGGCUGCCGUCACCGUCGAGCUUCCCGUCCCCAUCUCGUCAGUCUGCUGGAGUCCAGCUGGGGAUGUUGCUGUCCUCUGCUCAGACGGGAGUUUGCAGAUCCUUGGCAGGCCGUUCGAAGGAGGAGACAGCAGCAGGUGGAGCAAGGUGCCCGCGGUCGAGGUGGAGGUGGCAGGGGAUCGAACGAGGCGGAUCGUUCAGCUUCUGUGGCUGAAAGGGAGGGUGCUGCUUGCUAUCUGCUGUCAGUCUUCUGCUCUCGUCCCCGUCCUGCUCAAGGGAGGGGAGGGAGAGUCAUGGAGGAUGGAGGUGGGAGCGAAGAUCGACACGUCUGCUCCUGUUUCACGGCUGCUGAGGGAGGAGGGGAGGAACGCUUGCCUCGUUCAGCUAGAAGAUGGUCAAGUCUUGGAGGCGGAGUGCGCUGGUGAGCAGGAAAAAAUCACGAUGAAGAGCAUAGGAAAGAUGGCGACUACCUGCAAUAAGCUCAUGAUUCCUCGAGGAGGAGGGAAGCUGAUCAUUGGGAUCAACAAGCGCGGGAAACUUCUCGUGAAUGAGGAGCCGCUGGCAGAGUCAGUCACCUCCUGCUGCCUGCAUGACAAGCAUCUGAUCUACACGACUGCAUCUUGCGAUCUAGUCUUCGUGCCCCUUUCCUUCUUCUCCUCCUCCUCUUCCGUCAAGAGCUCCAGCAGCAUGUCCAUGGCUGCCACGAACGACCAGCGCCUGUUGGAGCGCGGAGCACAGCUCGUCACUGCUCCUCUUAACGAUCAGAAAGUUGUUUUGCUGCUGCCCCGAGGGAAUUUAGAGAUUCUUCAUCCGCAGUCGUUAGUUGUACACCAUUGUUGUUCUCUCCUCUCCUGCAGCAAGUACCUGGACGUGUUGCUCACCAUGCGCAAGCACAAAAUCGAUAUGAAUCUCCUGCACGAUUACGAUCCGCGCUCGUUUGCAGAAAAUGUUGAGAAGAUUGUCAAAGAGGUCAAUUCAUCUCACCUGCUCAGUCUGUUUAUCGCUGCGUUGAAAGAAGAAGAUGUCACGGAAACGAUGUAUAAGUACGUGAAAGAUUUUGUUCCGAUGAAGCAAACACAGCAGAGGGCGAACAUGUCCAAGGUCAACUUUGUCUGCAAGCUCGUAAGAGAUGCAAUGGAGGUAGGAUGA
Molecule: messenger RNA, 2271 nt
Organism: Guillardia theta CCMP2712
Lineage: Eukaryota; Cryptophyceae; Pyrenomonadales; Geminigeraceae
Exons: 5
Coding region: 1-2271 (756 amino acids)
Biological process (GO): tRNA wobble base 5-methoxycarbonylmethyl-2-thiouridinylation
Cellular component (GO): elongator holoenzyme complex; cytosol
Molecular function (GO): tRNA binding; protein binding
Source: RefSeq, a predicted model, not a curated record